This is a messenger RNA of Nothoprocta perdicaria, 615 nucleotides long. RefSeq names its product thrombopoietin (gene THPO). Gene Ontology annotation, molecular function: hormone activity; cytokine activity. Gene Ontology annotation, cellular component: extracellular region. Bases 16 to 615 code for a protein of 199 amino acids. Gene Ontology annotation, biological process: positive regulation of hematopoietic stem cell proliferation; thrombopoietin-mediated signaling pathway; positive regulation of ERK1 and ERK2 cascade. The transcript is spliced from 5 exons. Lineage: Eukaryota; Metazoa; Chordata; Aves; Tinamiformes; Tinamidae. The record is from RefSeq and is a predicted model, not a curated record.
GCCCCGAGGCGGGAGAUGCGGGGCCGAAGCGCCCAGGCGAGCAUGGAGCUGAACGGGCUGCUCCUCCUCACCUCUUUCCUCCUGCACGUGAAAGCGGGCCGGGCCACCCCGGCCCGGCUGCUCUGCGACACCCGGCUCAUGCACAAGUACAUCGGGGAGGCGAAGGACAUGGAGAAGAGAGCGAGCCAGUGCCAGGCGCUGCCCCCGCUCGCCUGCCCCGUGGUGCUGCCCUUGGUGGACUUCAGCAUCAAGCAGUGGAGAGCCAAGACGAACGAGACCAAGCGGCGGGAGAUCGUGUGCGAGCUGGCGCUGGUGGCGGGCGCCGCGGCGGGCGCYGGCGCGCAGGUGACGCAGGAGUGCGCGGGCAGGCAGCUGCGGCAGCUGCAGCGCCACGCCGGCUCCUUCCUGCUGCUCCUGCAGACCUUCGGCUGGGAGGAGGGACCCCAGGAGCCCGGCUGCUCCCCGCGCUCCGUGCAGCACGCGCAGCUCGCGGGCGUCUUCCUCACCUACCGGCAGCUGGUGCAGGGCAAGCUGCGCUUCUUCUUUCACGACCUGGCCAAGGACACGUGCGAGCAGGGCCAGGGGGGUGGCAGAGACGCCCCCCGGGCCUGGUGA